UUGGGGGUUGCCCGUUACCAAGUGCAAAAUAUUAUAUUUACUAACAACCACCAAACAAUGAUAAUUACAGUGUUUAAAGUUAAUUGUUUUCAUAGAUAAAGUUAUUCCCCCAUAAGCCAUGCUACAACAUCGCAAAGUUACGCAAACAGUCUUUUUUAUUUAGUCUAAUGUGGGUUCCAAACAAAUCAUAAAUGUCAGCUGAUAAUACGUCAUUUCCGUGUCAAUAACCCGGAAAAGCAUGGCGGAUGUUUUCAAAAUUAUGAAGAUUGCAACUAAAUCUGACGUUUUAUAGCAAUUAACAUCAAACAAUGCCUGGGAAGGACAGAUUCUUGGUAGUAAUAUCGGUUUUGGAAGGACGAAGAUUUCCCAAAAGGCCAAGACAUAAAAUUAUCGCAGAGGCGCGCUUUGAUGGGGAACUUCUUGCCACUGAUCCUGUGGACCAUGUUGAGAAUCCCGACUUCACACAGGAGUUGGCAUGGGAGUUGAACAAGAAGGCACUGCAACAGCAUCGUCUACAGCGAACGUCCAUCAAGAUACAGCUCUAUGCAUACGAUGUUCACAGCACACUCAAAGAAGCCAUUGGCUAUGUUGUUCUUGAUCUUCGUUCAGCAUCAGCCAACAAGCAGGUUGCCAAGUACUACCAGAUCUUGCAUUCUAAAUACCACAAGUCUAAACCAGAGAUCCGGUUAGCUCUGUACCUUGAUGAUGAUAAAACUCCACAACCCGACUCCAGUGAAAAACCCAUUGUUGUCCCAUCAGCUGGCCGUGAUGAUGGGGAAGCUAUUGAUCCCAAGGCUUUUGUGCCAGUACUAAAUGAUGAAGAAGGUUACUAUCAAAUCGGCUCUGCUGCAAAACACACAGAACACUUCGUGUUGUCUGUUACAAUUGCACACGCUGCAAACCUAGCACAGUUGAUUCCAAGCACCACAACAUUACCUGCUGGAGCCCAUGGCUAUUUCUUCUAUUACUCACUGCUUGGAAACGACGUCACCAACGAAAACUUCAGUGACCUCAUUAAAGCCAAUUUCCCCGCAGAAAGGGCGUCGGUGCGAGUGAGAAGCAGUGUUGAUGCUCUGCGACUGUUUUUAUCCAAUCAGCCGGGUCUUCAGAUCCACCUCUGCUGUGGAGACCAGUCUCUGGGCAGUGCCAACAUUUCACUGGGAUCUCUUAUUAAGAAAGGCAGCACGGAGAUCUACAUGCGACCAGUUACCAUUGAUGGAGCUUUUGAGCUGGUCCCACCAAACCUUACGAAGAAAGAGCUGCCUUCUAUGUCGCCAGACCUGAUGCCGACUGUUGGGGUGUCCAUUGUUUUAAGAAAGGAAGAUCAGGUCAUGAAAACACCCGUGAAGGGAUCAACAGAAAAGCUAAACACCAUUGGUUCAUCUCCAGUUUUAAAAUCGCCAAUCAAGCAGGAAAUAUCGAAGCCUGGAGAGAGACCACAGAGGGCAGAAGGGCAUAUGGCGUCCCAUAAAGCAAAACCCGAAGAAAGGGAGAAGAAAAGUCACAAAGGAAAACUUGAAUUAAGGGAGAAGGUAGCCCACAAGACAAGAGUGGAGGAAGAGGAGAAGGUGGUGCUAUCCGGAAAUGUGGAAGAUAACAAGGACAAUAAUUACACUGAUGACUUUGAGGAAGGUAACAGCCUGGAAGUCCGAGACACAGAGGUAGCACAUGGACAUGAUAAACCCCAGUCUGAAUUGAUCAGACCUGUUUCUUCUGUUAGCACAGAUGAUCACCAUCACCAAUCAUCCAACGAAGAAACCACAUCCGAGAGUACGACGCUGCACCACAUGGCGAUCCCGCCCCAGUCUCACCACUUCACCUUCUCCAUCGACCUGCGCAGCAUCCGAGACCUGGUGUCAACCACCACACACAACGUCUUUCUCAGAUACACAUAUCAGUUUUUCGGAAGUGCUGCCCCGAUCCUGACUCAUCCUCCACUUGAAAUCAGGAAGGGUUCAGAGGUUCUUCUCCCUCGAUCGUUCUGUGCCUUUGACUUCGCCUGUACAUUGCAGCAACUCCAGGACACUUUUUUCAGAGUUCCGCUCAUUGUCGAGGUGUGGAAUCACGACCAUCAACUCUCGCAGGACUUCCUGGUGGGCGUGGCCAGACUGCCGCUUGGCAACGUCAUCUCGUCCGACAAGUCGAGAGUCAUGAGCGACAGUGGUUUUAGUGGUUGGAGACAGGAAUACAGUGAUCGUCUGGUGGUAACUGCACCUGACGGGAAGCAGCAACGGGUAGCUGAACUGAGUGUUGUGUUGAGUUUAGAAGACUGGGGACCGAUGCCUGCCCAGCCCAUCAUGAAUAACCAGCCUGUACAAACAGCACACACACAGAUGCCCCCAGGCAUGCAGUCGAGACCCGCCCAGGCUGACGACGGGCCCACGGAUCCCCGCAAGACCGCCGAGUAUCAAACCGCUCUCGAGCUGGAGAUGUGGAAAGAAAAACAGGAGCAAGUGUUUGAGAAUCAGCUGAAGGAGAAGGAGAUGAUGUGUCUGAAGGCGCUGGGUGAAGAGUGGAAGAAGAGAGACAGAGAGAGGGAGGUGCUCGUGCAGAAAAAGAUGACAGAAUAUGCUCGACUUGAAGAAAAACUUCAGAGAACUUUGCUUGAUUUGGAGAAGAGAGAAAGACAGUUGGCUGCUAAUGAACAAGAGGUGAUGCGACUGAGGGCAGACCUUCUGCGUGAACACGACCGCAAGUUGCAGGAAAUGAAAGAAGCAUCGCACCGCAUGAAGUCUGACUGUGACCACCAAAUAGAUCUGGAGAGAAUGAAAGUGAAAGAAUACGAAGAAAUAAUUGCUAGGUAUAAACAAGAGCUGUUGGAUGCUGAAAAGAAGUAUAAGAAUUUGGAAAAAGAAUUUGCCAUUUACAAAGAACAGCAAAACACUAAGCCAGAGGUUCGACUUCAGUCAGAAAUCAACUUGCUCACACUAGAAAAGGUUGAGUUGGAGAGGAAGCUGGACGCAUUGACCAAGUCGAAGGUACACUACAAGCAGCAGUGGGGGCGGGCCCUGAAGGAGCUGGCGCGCCUGAAGCAGAAGGAGCAGGAUCUGGCGAAGGCGCAUCUGAAGCGGCAGCAGCAGGAGCUGGAGCACAUGAGGCUGCGCUACCUGGCUGCCGAGGAGAAGGACGUCGUCAACUCGGAGAAGAAGGAACUCCAGGAAAUCAAAAACGAACUCAACAGAUUACGACAGCUGGAGGAAGAGAAGUUGAAACAGCUGUCGGACUCGAACAUCCUGAUAAACAGUCCGCGCCAGGUGAACGACUUGAAGGGCGAUCUGAACGCGAGCCUGGAUGACCAUAUCACGCGACUCAUUGAGGAGCGUGACACGCUUCUGCGUACGGGCGUGUACACGACGCAGGACAAGAUCAUUGCCGAGCUCGACAGACAGAUCAGAGAGGCGAUCGCGCAGAAAAACAGCUGAAAUAUCGACGUGCGAGUAACUGUGUCGUAAUGGGUUACAAACCACAACUUAAGAAUUGUUUUUAUUAUUAUUUCUUCUUUUUUUUUAAUUAAAUUCUAAAACAGGAUAAUUAUUUUAAUUUAAUUAAAUUCUGAAACAUGGCAUUUCACACAUGAGGACAGAAAGGAAACUUUUUAUGUUUGGUUUAAAUCAUAGUAGUAGAAAAUUACUAUUGUUAGUAAUUUUACGAAAUAAAUUAAAAUGUGUUAAUAUGCAUAUAUCAGGACAAAAAGGAAACUUUAUGUUUGGUUUAAAUCAUAGUAGUAAAAAAUUACUAUUUUUAGCCAUUUUACGAAAUCAAUUAAAAUGUGUUAAAGGAAUGCUAAAGCAAGGCUUUUGGACUGGUGUGCAUAUUCAACGAUACAUAAUGCACAUUAUUUC
This is a messenger RNA of Gigantopelta aegis, 3842 nucleotides long. RefSeq names its product centrosomal protein of 120 kDa-like. The transcript has 22 exons. Bases 309 to 3422 code for a protein of 1037 amino acids. Gene Ontology annotation, biological process: interkinetic nuclear migration; positive regulation of centriole elongation; centrosome cycle. NCBI's taxonomy places the organism in Eukaryota, Metazoa, Mollusca, Gastropoda, Neomphalida, Peltospiridae. The record is from RefSeq and is a predicted model, not a curated record. Gene Ontology annotation, cellular component: centriole; centrosome.